Messenger RNA from Exophiala oligosperma, 1613 nucleotides. RefSeq lists its product as uncharacterized. Bases 146 to 1282 code for a protein of 378 amino acids. The transcript has 2 exons. The record is from RefSeq and is a predicted model, not a curated record. NCBI's taxonomy places the organism in Eukaryota, Fungi, Ascomycota, Eurotiomycetes, Chaetothyriales, Herpotrichiellaceae.
ACUCAUCAUAGCCAUAGCAAAAGAGUGAAGUGAGCUUUGAUCUUCUUCUCUCUCGUCGCACAAACCUCUUUUUGCUCAGUGCAACUUGAUCCCUCCUAAGCCUAUACACUAGCAUUGUACUUUUUGUGCACCGAGUAUAUCACACAUGCAUUCAUCUACCAAACCCACCGCCUUGGCGGCGGCAUCGGUGGCCGCCGUCUUAGCGUCACUGCCUUUGGUCAAUGCUCUACCUCGACCUCAGACCAGUGAUGCCGCUGCUGCUGCCACUACUGACGGACCGUAUCCUUUUCUCCCAUUCCCCAAUGUGACUCGCAGCGAGGUCUGGGGCGAUUGGAAGACGACAACCACGACAACCACGACGACGACAUCUUCCACUACUUCGGAAGUUUGGGGUGACUGGACAUCAUCAUCAACAACAACACCGGUUGCAUCAACGACUACUUCAGAAGUCUGGGGCGAUUGGACAUCCUCAACCACAACUCCAGUCACAACAACAACGACGACGUCUCAAGUCUGGGGUGAUUGGACUCCUAGCUCUACCACGACAACUCCAGUUGCACCCACUACAACUUCUGAAGUCUGGGCCGACUGGACGACCACGACGCCGACCCCAGUUUCUUCCACUACAUCCGAAGUGUGGUCAGACUGGACAACUACCACCACCACCACCGCCACAUCAACAACGACGUCUGAGGUUUGGGUCGAUUGGACCACAAGCACCACUACGACUCCCGUUGCACCAACAACCACUUCCGAGGUCUGGAUUGACUGGACGACCACUCCAGUGGUGACAACGACUUCCGAAGUCUGGGUUGAUUGGACCACCACGACGACUCCUGUUGCACCGACAACGACGUCUGAAGUUUGGGGAGAUUGGACUUCAACCACGACUCCGGUUGUACCAACGACAACAUCUCAAGUUUGGGGAGACUGGACCUCAACCACCACGACUCCAGUGGCGCCAACCACGACGUCCGAGGUCUGGGGAGACUGGACAUCGUCGACCGUCACCACAACUACUUCAACAAGCUCUGAAACAUGGGGUGACUGGACCUCCUCAAAGACCACCUCGGUCCCCAGCGCCUCCACCAAAUCAACAGCCGCAGCGUCCACUUCUGGAGUUUGGACAACCAGUUCGUCAGCCAAGGCCAGCUCGACAGUCGUUCCCCUCGCUCCGGCGGCAGCAACAUUCACGGGCGCCGCGAGCAAUCUCAAGUCCUCCACCACGGGAGUGACGGGCAUCUUCAUGGGAGCGGUUCUCGCAGUCGCUGCUCUGAUCUAGAGUGAACACUUUUCACAUGACGGAGUACAUCAUCGGAGAUGGUUGUGCUCCAUCCAAACAUUUCUCUUACGGUGUAGGAACGAGGCAACGAGGUACAUGGAUCAACGGAACAGAAAGGGAGACAAGUCAAGAUUUUUUACGGAAAUAUGCCUUUUUAAUAAUCAUUCGACAAAACAAGGAGGGAUUUUUACUUUCACACAGAUGAGAAUGGCGGAUAUGAUAUAUGAUCGGUACUCCGUACAAGGGAGGUAAUUUAGAUGCUUGAUGAUUCAGUGCCAAAAUACUAGAUAGUUUAGAAUAUGUAAUUACAACGAUAACAUACAAAAAAUAA